AUGGAGAAUAAAGAGAACCAGAACCCUUCCUACCAGGGCCACAACAAUCGCUCUCAGUACUACCAACAGUCUACUGAGCCUUCUACUGCCAUGUCUUCAAACCAAUCCUGCCAAAGCUCUUACCCUCUUCAUGUACAGCAAAGCCCCUGUGGGAGGCCAAUGACUUCACAACUCACCGGUCUCUACGCUUCGCCUUAUCAAAGAGAUUCCUUCUGCUCAAACUGCCAGCAUCCGACGAUCGCCAACAGCCCCAUUCCCAGCCACGUCUACAAUCACAGCCCAAAUAUGCACGGACCGCACACUCCCAAUCAUCAGCCGCACACGCCCGAGUGGGUAACUCAGAAGAACCCGUGGUUCAUGACCCCCGUGCGCGGGCCACACAUGGGCGCUCCGACUUCGCAUCCAUCUGCUUGCGUUCCUCCGACCUUUGACCCUUACAUGCACUCGCCGAAUAUUUAUCAGUCUCCGAACUACAUGCAAUCUAAUCAAGGCCUCUCUUCCAUGAUUUACGCGACGCCUCCUCCUUUGACUAACCAUGGCCAGAAUACUCGCUCCUACUGUCGCCCCAACAAUGUUCAUCAUCCUCAAGUUCAGCCUUCCCAACAAGCGAAGUCAUUAACCGAAUCGAUGAGCAACCUUUAUCUUCGCUCGGCUCCUCCCGGGUUUCCGCCGAUUCCAGAUUCGAAAUCCUCUUCUUUCUUCCACACUCAUCACUUAGACAAAAUGAAUUAUGCGACGAAUCUAUUCAACAAGUCUUCUGUUGACAACAGGGUUCCAGUGGAUCAAAUGGAAAUUGCCGGUGUUUUCUGGGACAUUGAAAACUGCGCUGUGCCGCAUCAGAAGAGCGCCUUCGCCCUUGUUCAGCGAAUCCGCGAGCGAAUGUUCACUUACCUACGCGAGGUAGAAUUCAUGGUCGCCUGCGACGCCAGCAAGGAGACCAAAGCCGUGAUGGACGAGCUCAACAGUGCGCAAGUGAAUAUUGUCCACAUCAAAGGAACAGCGAAAAACGCAGCGGACGAAAAACUACGACAGGCGAUUCGCCGAUUUGCCGACGAGCAUCCUCCUCCAGCUACUAUCAUCAUCAUAACUGGCGACAUCAACUUCGUGCCCGACAUCGCUGACCUAAAUAAUCGGAAGAAAUAUAAUGUUGUUCUUAUUUACCCAGAGCAGGCUCCUGAUCCGCUAAUUUACGCGACAAGCACACGAAUAAGUUACGCCGAGUUCGCACUUGAUCUACCGCCGCGCAACUCCAUUCAAGAUUGCGAACUGAUGGUCGUUGUAUCAAAUCUGCCAACAACGCAGCACUUACCUAAAUCGGCCAUUCGAAACCGACUGAGUCAGUUGUUCGAGAAUACUGGCGGCCGGGUUCAGCACGUCUUCGGCAAAAGCGCGUCCGUUAGCUUCCGAAAUCAUGACAUGGCCAGACGCGCCUUGAAGCGGCUCGAUGGAGAAGAUGUCUUUGGAAACAAGAUAACUAUAAGGGAAAAGGCGAUAUUCACAGAAGAAGAACAGCGUCGAAAAGGUUACCGCCAAAUGGCCCAAAUUCAAAAUAGCCUGUCUUCGUCAAUGCCACCCGAUUACGGCUCCUCGAAUUCUAGCUACGCUCCAAGCUACGCUUCUGCUCUGAGCGGAAGUUCCAUCAGUAAGGCGCGGCAGCUGACGAUUGCGAAACCUCCACCAGUUCCGCAGCAAUUGGCCGAUGGAGUCAAGCUGACAAUCACGAACAUUGAUGCCGCUCUAGGAGAAGAAGGCAUCAAAGAAGCGCUGACGUCGAAGAUCCACAAGUGUUCGCAGAUCAUUCGCCUCGUCAUCCAGCCCUACAAUCGCUUCACCAUGACCGCCGACGUCGUUGUUCCCAACAUGACCGACGCAACCAGCGUGCUUGAGUCCUGUCAACGCGCGCGCCUCGGCAAGAAGCGUAUUCUAGUGACGCUAACCCAACAAUCCGACAUGCGAAUGAACGCAUUCCGCGCGAACGUUUCCUACCUCAUCCAAGACGGCAACGCUGUGUCGCUCUCUGAACUGCAGGCCAAGUACAACGAAGUUUUCCACGACCCGACAGCGUGCACGCUCGAGAAUCUCCGACGACUGGGCCCUGGAUUUUUGAAAAUUGAAGAGUCCGUCUGGUCACGUGGGCGAAAUCCCUGCGAGAGCUGUCAGACUGGUACGCCUUGCCGCCUCUGCAAGCACGAUUUGGACCAAAUCAACGUGCGCCUGGCCACUCCGAUUCGCAAGAAGCCACCAAACCUACGAAACAUUCCUCAAUCCCCCUUCACUGUCUCUCAACCACACUGCGACCGUCACGUGCAAGUCGGCGUUCCCGUUUACGAUGCAUCAAUGGUCAAAGUCAACUGUUCACUGCGCGAAUUCGCAGCGAAACUUCACUCACUACUGGCAAACCACCACGGCAUUCUCCCACUCUGCUCACUCAAUAUUUGCUGGCAAGAAGAGUUCCAGCACUUUCCCGAAGUCAGCGGCGAAAAUUCAGAAGGCGUCUACCUCGAGCAUUUGGCGUCUUUCGUCCCUGGCGUCGAAAUAAUCACCUCUCAUCAUGGACACAAGAUCAUUUCAUGGGCUCAAACAGGAUCUUCAACCGACGGAGACACUGAAUCUGUUUCCUCGUCGUCGACGACCUCGAGUCGACCAAGAGCACCUCUCGGGGACCCAUCGAUCGUCAACUUUGGCCGCGAAUUGACAGAGCUUCUCAAGGAGCACGACGGAUCAGCAGUCGCUCUUUCUCAAUUGAACACCGUAUUUUCUGCGAAGUUUGGCAAGGUUCCCUUCCGACCCGGCGUUCCACCAGUUCAACAACUCGCCAGAUUGAGUCACGUGGUCCAAGUGCUCGGUCCUGAAGGUGCGCAAAAGCGAGUCAUCACCCUCACUCACAGAGCACAAGUGAAAAGAUUCACUCAAGAAACGGUGAAGAUUCUCAAAUCGCUGUCGGACAGGAAUUGCUACGCGUCCGAAUACCCACAACUCUACUCGGAUCACUUCAAAACGAACUUCCGUUUGUCGGACUUUGGCGUGUGCGACUUGGCGGAUCUGCUGUCCGACGUACCCGAGGGACACUUGGAAACGACCGGAGAGGGGCCUGAUUUAUUAAUCUCGCUGCCGAAGAAGAAUCGGACAUCAGAUGAAAUCCAGCGCACGAAAAAGUUCGGCAGCGAGGUCGCCGAGCUGCUCAGCGAUUGCGACAAGUUCAGCCUCCCAUUUACCGCAUUUGUGCCACACUACCACCAUCACUUUGGCAGGCAGUGUCGCUUGAGCAACUAUGGAUUCACCAAACUUCAAGACUUGUUUGAAGCCAUUCCUGAUAUUGUAACAAUCGACGAAAUACCGAACGACAAGAGACUGAGCUUGACGAUAAAAGAAAAAAUGUCGAUCCUUACGCGGCAGACAGAAAUGCUCCUCGACGAAAACAGGGAUUUGACGCUGCUCGACUUUGCCGAUGUUUACAUGAGAAAGUUCAAUCGUCGACUUGAACCGACUCUUUUCGAGGAGCCGUCUAUCAGGUGCCUCCUGGAUCGAAUGAGCUCUAUCCUCCUUCUCGAGCCAUGCAUAAAGUCGCAAAGGUGCUACCUUCGCCGCGUUUCCAAAGAACAGCACAACAACUUCUUAACUCUUCGAAAAGACCUCCUCCGCGCCCUCCUCUCCAGCGAGUUCUCCCAGUUCAUCGAGUCCGAUCUUCUGCAGUCUCGAUACGAGCAAAUCGCCAAGACCAAGUUCGACUCCUGCGACUACGCCGAAAACAGCUCCUUGCCGUUCCAAGAGCUGGCUCGCCGCGCCAUCUCCGAAUUCAUCUACAGCGACGAGCAUCCAAAAGGUUUCCAGUUUCGAGGGGUGUUCUUCGAAGCGCGCCGGCUUUGGAAACUCUUCCACGACCAGGAAGCCCAACACGACUGGGCCUACGACCCUAAAAAGUCGAAUUUUCUCAAUGCCAUUCAAGUCGAAUUCCGUCACAAAUAUCCAUCGGUGCCGACGAACACCAUCCGCGAAAUAAUGGACAUUCUCAGUCCCAUUCUCAACCUCCAAAAGCAAGCCAAUCCAUUGUUCGGCUUCAAGGCUCCUCGAAAAGACUUCAGAAUCGGUUAA
Oikopleura dioica is the source of this 4092-nucleotide messenger RNA. Lineage: Eukaryota; Metazoa; Chordata; Appendicularia; Copelata; Oikopleuridae. The record is from the annotation of a GenBank genome assembly.